UGAUUCCAUACUUAGUACUGCUGGCGAGGCAUCCACAAGUUUAAACCUUAAGACUACGGCGGCGGGCUCUAUGCUGGCGCUAACCUCUUUGGGAAGCGAGAUCUUCUGGCCCGGCCCCGGGUUCUCGAACUUCCCCUCCAACGCACUUCAAUCACUAACCAGCCUGGAUAUCCAGGUCCCAGGACGCGCGCGUGUAUCUUCAUGGAUCAUCUAUAGAGCUCUGACUCGACGCAGUACGUUUCACUUUGGAUUUUCUGGCCUACAGUCAUCGCCCCUCAAUCCGCCAUGAUACUGUUCUAUUCGCUAUGUCACCCUCUUCCCCGGAACCGACUUUUUCGUCCAGCGAUCCCUUGAGACCCGAGUCUCAGUUCACCUAUCGCCAACUCCAGCUUCUUAGGCAAGGCUCGACGGCGACGCCUCUUCGCGUGAUCGCGCACGUGGAUCUCGAUGCCUUUUACGCCCAAUGCGAGAUGGUGCGGCUAGGCACGCCGCGCGACGUGCCCCUCGCCGUACAACAAUGGGACUCGCUCAUCGCCAUAAACUAUCCCGCCCGAUCCUUCGGGAUCACGAGAAUGAUCUCCGCUGGGGAAGCCAAGAAGCUCUGCCCCGACAUUGUCCUGCAGCAUGUUGCAACCUUUCGAGAGGGCGAGGGCGGGAAAUGGGCUUACCGCGACGACGCUUUCACGCGGGUGGGCACGGAUAAGGUGUGCUUGGAUCCAUACCGGGCGGAGUCACGCAAGAUCCUCAAGGUGAUGAAGGAGGAACUAUCCCGCUGGCAUGCGAAGAUAUCCGGCGAGGGACUCGCGGGCGCGUCCAUACCGCAACCUGGUCUUGAGAAAGCCAGCGUUGACGAAGUGUUCAUGGACUUGUCGCCGAUUGUGUAUGGGAUCUUGCUGGAGCGGUACCCUGAACUGCGCGCCGGGUCACAUAUCGAUGAUCGGGUUGCGCGGCUGCCCACCCCGCCGACGACUGCAUUGGCGUGGAGCGCGGAAGAUUGCUUGGUCGAUCUGGACGAGAACGAGACGGAGGUGGAUGACCCGGACUGGGACGACAUUGCCACUUUGAUCGGCUCGGAGGUUGUGCGUGCGGUUCGCAAAGCUGUUUGGGACAGUCUUGGCUAUACCUGCUCCGGGGGAAUUGCGAGGAACAAGAUGAUGGCGAAGCUUGGAAGCGCCUGCAACAAGCCCAAUAAGCAGACGAUAAUCCGCAAUCGUGCGGUACAGAACUUCCUGGGAGGGUUCAAGUUCACGAAAAUCCGGAUGCUCGGGGGCAAACUCGGGGAUCAGGUCACUGCCAUGUUUGGAACAGAGCAGGUGAGUGAUCUGUUGAAGAUCCCGCUGGAACAACUCCGAGCCAAGCUGGAUGAUGAUACCGCCACAUGGCUGUACGGUAUCAUCCGAGGCGACGAUCGAAGUGAAGUCAACUCUCGAACGCAGAUCAAGUCCAUGCUCUCGGCUAAAUCGUUCCGACCGAGCAUCAACAAUCUCGAUCAAGCGGAGAAGUGGCUGCGCAUUUUCGCAGCUGAUAUCUAUGGUCGUCUCGUCGAGGAUGGCGUGCUGGAACACAAGCGUCGCCCGAAAACAGUGGCUUUGCAUCAUAGGCAAGGCGCCCAGGUCCGCUCACGACAGAUCCCAAUUCCAGGAUCAUCGCCAAUUGAUGAGGACCUGCUCUUCAGCCUUGGCUUGACGCUUUUCCGACAAGUCAUUGUCGACGGGCGCGCAUGGCCCUGUGCAAACCUUUCUCUGAGCGUUGGUGGGUUCGAGGACGGGGUAUCCAAAAACAAGGCAAUCGACUCCUUUCUCCUUCGAGGGGAGCAAGCGAAGUCUGCACAGAAUACUCGGUCCUUGUCGAAUGACGAUCUGAUGGAUGCUCAACAACCGAACGAGAAGCGUCUCAAGACCGAACCCGACGGUAUUCGACGGUUCUUCGCUAAGCCCUUGGGGGGUGACGCGUCGCCUCCAGCCACUGAAACAAGCCUAGCUGAGACAUUACAAAGUUCAGAGGUUGAACAAGCUGCUAGGGACACUCCGCCAGAUGAUGAUGCACGGAACUCCGCUGACGCUUUAUCCUACUAUUCCUGCAGUCGAUGCGGCAAGUCGGUUCCUGAGCAUGAGAGAGCUGAGCAUGACGACUGGCACUUUGCGAAAGACUUGGUAGACCAAGAGAACCAGGCCACACGAAGCUCCCCGCAGACUCAAGCAUCACCACCCAACCUUGGAGCAUCUCACUCACGUAGCCGGGCUGGUCGUAAUGGUCGUGGUAAGCCCGAAAGGGGACAGACCCGCUUGAAUUUUGGGUAGAUCGCUAUAUACUGGCUUGGCAAUGUCUUGAAAGCUUUCGAGGAUAUUGAUUGGACUGUGGAGCUCAUUAGCUGCGGUUUCAUUCAAAUGUUGGUGUUAAAUGAUACUUUGUGGCAGCAUUUCCAGCCAACGCCACUUGACGGACGGUCGAUAUAUAGACCGAGGACAGCCCAUGGCCGGCUGUUAAACCAUCUGCUCAGUCACUAUCCAUGGCAAGGGCAAACACGCUACAAUGGCCCUAAUAAUGACAUCGCAUAGCCUUCGGGUCUUUUCGUUGCCCCUGGAUC
This is a messenger RNA of Aspergillus fijiensis CBS 313.89, 2587 nucleotides long. Its product is annotated as DNA-directed DNA polymerase eta. Gene Ontology annotation, biological process: response to radiation; error-prone translesion synthesis. Lineage: Eukaryota; Fungi; Ascomycota; Eurotiomycetes; Eurotiales; Aspergillaceae. The coding region runs from base 306 to 2300 and encodes 664 amino acids. The record is from RefSeq and is a predicted model, not a curated record. Gene Ontology annotation, molecular function: damaged DNA binding; DNA-directed DNA polymerase activity. The transcript has a single exon. Gene Ontology annotation, cellular component: nucleus; site of double-strand break; replication fork.